This is a messenger RNA of Dothidotthia symphoricarpi CBS 119687, 1611 nucleotides long. Its product is annotated as MFS general substrate transporter. Gene Ontology annotation, molecular function: transmembrane transporter activity. Gene Ontology annotation, biological process: transmembrane transport. Gene Ontology annotation, cellular component: membrane. NCBI's taxonomy places the organism in Eukaryota, Fungi, Ascomycota, Dothideomycetes, Pleosporales, Dothidotthiaceae. The record is from RefSeq and is a predicted model, not a curated record. Bases 1 to 1611 code for a protein of 536 amino acids. The transcript has 5 exons.
AUGGCCAGAGCCAGUCACGAGGCCGCCCUCGGUUCUCCGGAUGCCGUCCACUCCUACGCCGAAGAAAAGAGGGAUCUCAACCAGGUCGAGCGUGUCCUGUCCGGCGACGACGAGAAGACCGAUCACGUCAAUUUCGACCGUAUCGACGAUGAAGUGGCCAAGUAUGCGAACGCUACGGGCUCCGUUGUCAUUACCGAGGAAGAGAACAAGCGCUUGAAGAGACUCGUUGAUAAGCGUGUACUUCCAAUCAUGGUUAUCACGUAUUUCCUGCAAGCGCUGGAUAAAGGCACCAUGUCCUUCACUUCCAUUAUGGGAAUCCGCGACGACAUUCCAGUCUUAAAGGACAACCACUAUUGGGGAUGGCUCACCACAUGUAUCUACCUUGCGGUUCUCGUAGUCGAGUACCCGACCAACUGGACCAUUCAACGUGUACCGAUCGCAAAGUACCUUGGGUUUAAUAUUUUGGCAUGGAGUACCGUGCUUGCUUGCCACUCUCUCUGCUUCAGCUUCCCUGCUCUUGUCAGCAUUCGAACUCUACUCGGUAUCUUCGAGGCUGUUUGCCAGCCGGCGUUUCUCCUCAUGAGUUCCAUCUGGUACAAACGCGAGGAACAAGCGCAGGUGGUUACCUACUGGUAUAUGAUGAACGGAGCGCAGCAGAUCGUGGGUGGUCUACUCGCCUAUGCUUUCUCCCAUAUCAGGCAUCGUAGCUAUCUUCUACACCCAGGAAAUGCUUCAAUUAGGUCUUGGCAGGCCAUCUUCAUUACCUAUGGCUCGUUCUCCUUCUGUUGGGGACUCUUUGUGCUGUACUGGCUACCUGACAGCCCCAUGCGCGCCAAGUGCUUUUCGGAAGAAGACAAGAAGUUGCUAGUCGAGCGCGUUCGCUCCAACCAGACUGGUCUCCAGAACAAGAAGUUCCGAAGCUACCAACUCAAGGAGGCUCUGCUUGAUCCUCAGACAUACUGCUAUAUGUUGAUUCAGAUUUGCACCACGAUUCCGACUUCCGGUCUUGGUGCUUUCUACCAGAUCAUCAUCAAAGACCUCAAAUUUUCGGUUCUGGAGACUCAGCUCCUCGCCAUGGUUCUCGGUGCUGUGAUCAUUUUCACCCUCAUGGGUUCGGCGUAUCUUACCAAGACAACCAACCAGAACCUCCUGACCAUGGGUCUCUUCUUGAUUCCAUCCUUUAUUGGCACCAUCGUCAUCAUGACAGUCAAGAAUACCAGUGCUGCGACUCGCGCCGGUCUUCUCAUCAGCUACUACAUCGUCUUCACCUUUUGGGCCGCACAAGGUCUCGGAAUGUCCAUGCUGACGCGUAACGUUGGAGGUUCGACUAAGAAGAGUAUAUGUAUCACCAUGAACUUCCUCGCUUGGUGCGCCGGCAACGCAACCGGGCCCCAAAUCUUCUUCAAUGGUGACGGGCCUCGCUACCUGAAGGCUUUCUCAGUUCAUCUCGGCUGCUACACGCUCCUUGUUUGUGUCAUCAUCUUCUUGCGCUUCAACCUGACAAUGCGCAACAAGAAGAAGGACAGAGAGUUUGGUACUGAGAUCAACACCACACAUGGUUUCGACGACUUGACAGAUAGGGAGAACCCUAACUUCCGAUACGUGACCUAA